Molecule: messenger RNA, 5912 nt
Organism: Thunnus maccoyii (southern bluefin tuna)
Lineage: Eukaryota; Metazoa; Chordata; Actinopteri; Scombriformes; Scombridae
Gene: arhgap35b
Product: Rho GTPase activating protein 35b
Exons: 8
Coding region: 710-5299 (1529 amino acids)
Biological process (GO): signal transduction
Molecular function (GO): GTP binding; GTPase activity
Source: RefSeq, a predicted model, not a curated record
CCCUCUCUCCGCCGCCUCUGUCUCCACAGCUCCCUUUUCCUAAAGAAAAGAAGAGGAGAACUAGGUCCGGGGAGGAGGGCCGCCGCCAUUAUCGGAAAGCUGGCAGAAAUACCACUUUCACACACGCAAUCUGCUCAUAAAUCGACCAGGACGUGAACCAUUUCUGUUGCAGCAGAAGCAUAUUUCAGACGAAACAAGGCGAUUGCAACAAACUCACCGUUGUCUCGUGUGCGCGACCGGCCCAGCAUUAUGUGGGCACAACAAUGGACAGAAUAAUUAUUGAAAAAGCAACGUGGUGAACCGAGAAGAAGACGGCUAAGCAGAUUUUUGUACGUCUGAAUUUCUUAUGAGGAAAAAAAACCCCUUGCAAGAACAAAAUCGGAUCGUUCUAUUAUUUGGGAUAUUUAUUUCUUCCUUUCGCGUGUUUAAUUGCAACGCAAACAGUGAUGCUGAACAGGAGAAUGCAGGAAUAGGCGGCGAGGGCUGCGGCAAGCGCUGGCCUGACAGAUGCAAGAGGAGAAAGGGAGAAAUGCGAUGGAUCUGACUCAUAUAAGGAAUGAAUGAAAGAACCCCCGGCUCUUUUUUAAAAUUGGUACCCUGCAGAAGAAACUGAAAUCUGAUCUCUGCGGAUCAGCAACUUUAUGGACAAACAUUCAAGUGAACUCCUUUAUACAGUGCCUGUUUAUGGCAGGAUGAGCGUCAGAAGACUAUGAUGGCGAAAAAGCAAGAUGUCCGAUCGCCCAUUUACAACCUCAUUGUGGUGGGUUUGUCAGGCACAGAGAAAGAGAAGGGGCAAUGUGGGGUUGGAAAAUCCUGCUUGUGUAAUAGGUUUGUACGGCCUAGUGCUGAUGACUUCUACCUGGACCACACAUCAGUGUUGAGCACCAGUGACUUUGGGGGUCGAGUGGUUAAUAAUGAUCACUUUCUGUUUUGGGGGGAGGUGUCACGGGUUCUGGAGGAGGGGCCUGAGUGCAGAAUGCAUGUUGUGGAGCAAACUGAGUUCAUUGAUGACCAGACAUUUCAGCCACACCGUAGCACUGCUAUGCAGCCCUACAUCAAACGGGCAGCCGCAACCAAGCUGGCAUCAGCAGAGAAGCUCAUGUACUUCUGCACAGAUCAGCUGGGCCUGGAGCAAGACUUUGAGCAAAAACAAAUGCCUGAGGGCAAGCUGCAGGUUGAUGGCUUCCUGCUAUGUGUCGAUGUCAGCAGGGGCAUGAACCGCAACUUUGAUGACCAGCUGAAAUUUGUCACAAACCUAUAUGGUCAGCUUAGCAAGACUAAAAAGCCCAUUGUGCUGGUCCUCACCAAAUGUGAUGAAGGAGUUGAGCGCUAUAUCAAAGAUGCACAUACCUUUGCUAUCACUAAAAAGAGUCUACCAGUAGUUGAGACAUCUGCACGCUCAAAUAUAAAUGUGGACCUUGCCUUCCUCUCUUUGGUUCAACUUAUUGAUAAGAGCAGGGGCAAGCCCAAGAUCAUUCCUUACUUUGAAGCCCUAAAGCUCCAGAGUCAGCAGAUAGCUUCGGCCAAGGAUCGCUAUGAAUGGUUAAUCAACCGUAUAGUAAAGAAUCAUAAUGAAACCUGGUUAAACACCAGUCGACGCAUGAACACCUCCCCAGAGUACAAAGAAUAUGUCUUCUUGGAGGGAACAGCUAAAUGCAAGAAGCUUUUUCAACAGCAUGUAUACCGUCUGAAGCAAGAACAUAUUGAGAGGCGUCGCAAAAUAUACUUGAGCACUCUUCCUUUAGCACUUAGUUCCUUGGUGCCUGACCUUGAUGAGAUAGAUCAGCUGAGCUGGUCCGGGGUACAGAAGGUUCUAGAGUCCAAGCAGCACUUUGCCCACUGGUUUGUUGUUCUGGAGGACUCUCCAUGGGAGGACACGUCUCACAUUGACAACAUGGAGGAUGAGCGAAUCCCUUCAGACCUACUGGAGACUGCAGAAGCAGAGGAAAUAUUUAAUGCCCACCUGGAACAUUUGCGCAAUGAGUGCAGACGGGCAGAGAUGAGGCUGGAGUUUAAACAGAAGUUAGCUUCCUCUCCCUUUGUCACACCUGGUAAACCUUGGGAGGAAGCCCGCAGCUUUAUCAUGAAUGAAGAGUUCUACCAGUGGCUUGAGGAGCCAGAGUACUUGGACCUGUACAACCGCCAUCAGAAGGAGAUCAUUGACCGUGCUAAAGAAGACUUCCAGGAGCUCUUACUGGAGUACUCUGAGCUUUUUUAUGAGCUUGAGGUGGAUGCCAAGCCAAGCAAGGAGAAGAUGGGGGCAAUUCAGGAGGUUUUAGGGGAGGAACAGAGGUUCAAGGCACUACAAAAGCUUCCAGCUGAAAGAGAUGCUCUAGUAUUGAAGCAUAUCCACUUUGUCUAUCACCCUACAAAGGAGACCUGCCCUAGCAGUCCUCACUGUGGAGACUCUAAGAUUGAACAACUCCUAGUUUCACGUUUCCCCACUUGUUACCCCUUUUUUGAUGUGAAAGCUCAUUUUGGGGACACCAAGGCCGACAGAAUUAAUCUUGUCAUACUGGGGAAGGAUGGACUGGCCAGAGAAUUUGCCAAUGAGAUUAGGGCUCUCUGCACAAAUGAUGACUGGUAUGUGUUAGAUGGGAAGAUGUAUGAGUUGACACUGCGGCCUAUUGAGGGAAAUGUACGUCUUCCAGUAAAUUCCUUCCACACCCCGACUUUCACACCUCACGGAUGUCUGUGUCUGUAUAAUUCAAAAGAGUCCCUCUCCUAUGUGGUUGAAAGCCUUGAGCGACUUAGAGAAUCAACUCUGGGACGAAGGGAUAGCCAGCUAGCACAGCUGCCAACAUCACUGCUUCUAGUCACCAAAAGAGGCGUAGGAUCAUAUGUGGAUAUUGGUGGAGAAACUGCCUUAAACCUAAUAACACAGGGACAGCAGGUUGCAAGGAGACUGCAGUGUAGCUUCUUAGACCCAGCCUCCCCUGGUGUGGGCUAUGGCCAUAACGUCAAUGAGACUCAAAUCAACCAGGUGCUGAGGAGCCUUCUGGAUAUUAGGAGGAGCACAUCCUUUAGUAGCAGCUCCCCACCACUCCUCCCUGAGCCUCCAGGUCUCAGAGACUCUCCUCAUCAGCCGGCCCCAGAGGCAGAUCUUCGUAUUGUCAUGUGCUUAAUGUGUGGAGACUCCUAUGACAUUGAGCAGCUCCUGUCCCCUUUCCUAAUGCAUCAGCACUGCAGGCCCAUGUCUAAUAGUGGCACUUCUGUAUUGCUAGAGCAGACAGUUGGUGGACACAAGCUGGCUAUAGAGCUCUCUCUGCUCUCAUACCAUGCCUCCUUCACUUUGCGGAAGAGCAGGUUGGUACAUGGCUACAUCGCUGUGUACUCGGUCACCCGAAAAGCUUCCCUGGAGACCCUGUGUGCAUUCUUGUGUGAGGUUCAGGACAUCAUCCCAGUCCAACUGUUGGCAGUGGGAGAUAGCCAGGCAGAGCUCACUGAUAGUGACUAUGCCCGUGAACAGCAGAUCCAGGGGGAAGAACUAGCCCAUGAGAUUGAGGGUCGUUUCAACAGCGUGGUUUGUGGAUCUGGGGGUGUGGUAGGAGGCCUGCACAGGAUAGAAAUGUUUCAUCCUUUUCUGAUGGAGGUGGUUGAGAAACGCAACAUUGUGGAAGCCACACACAUGUACGACAAUGUUGCUGAAGCAUGCACCAAUGAAAAUGUGUACUCCCCACGCUGUAGUUCUCCCAGUCCUGUCACCAUGUUCCUGGAUUCAGAGGAUGAUGUAGAGCCAUCGCCACCGUACUAUGAUGGCACACUCACUUCUCACAGUGGGGGCUUCAACCUGCCUGACUUAGAUUCCAGUGACAUUUCUGUCAUCUCCGAUAUCAGAGACUUUGAGAACAAACUCAACAACAAAUUGCCCCCCCAAGUGAGAGUUAAACCGGGUGUCACUUUUGACUUCCGGAAGGUGAGUCGCAACCCAUACAUAGAUACACUGGGACACCGUCGCUCCCUACCCUCUGCUGUUACCUGGGUUCCUGGUGGGGAUGUGGGCUAUGAUCCCUCAGACUAUGCUGAACCCAUUGAUGCUGUUUCAAAACCCCGCCCUAGCAAUGAAGAAAUCAUCUACUCAGUGCCACAUGACAGCACACAAGGCAAAAUCAUCACCAUCCGCAACUCCAAUAGGAUGCACUCCAAUGGAAAUGGCUCAGACAGUGAAGCCGACAGCAGCUCUCUUGAGCGAAGGAGGAAGUUCUCAGCAGCUGGGGUGAAGCCUCGCCUUUACCGGGACCGCUCCAAGCGUCUUGGCAAGUUCAGCAGCUUUCGCACGAGCUUCAUAGGCAGCGAUGAUGAGAUGGGAGCUCUUCCAAAAUCCAAGGAAGAUGACUUUGGGACCCUGAAAGGCGAAAGUCUGGUUAAUGAGGAGAGUGAGGACCCAAAAAAGAGGAACAUUCUCAAGAGCCUGCGACGAACAGCCAAGAAAACAAGACCAAAGCCCCGUCCAGCUAUUCCCAAGCCCCCGGAGAGCAAUUACUUUGGGGUCCCCCUAGUGAAUGUGGUAUCUCCAGACAGACCUAUCCCACUCUUCAUUGAGAAGUGUGUCCGCUUCAUUGAGACAACAGGCCUGAACACAGAGGGUUUGUACCGCGUAAGCGGGAACAAGUCAGAGAUGGAAAGCAUGCAGAGGCAGUUUGAACAGGACCACGGAUUAGACCUAGUGGAGAAAGACUUCUCCAUAAACACUGUGGCUGGAGCCCUCAAAAGCUUCUUUUCUGAGCUGCCUGAGCCCCUGGUGCCUUGUGCUCUGCAGGUGGACCUAUUGGAUGCUUUCAAAAUCAAUGAUAGAGAACAGAGGCUAUACACCAUGAAGGAUGUCCUGAGGAAGUUCCCCAGGGAGAAUUAUGAUUCCUUCAAAUAUGUAGUGAGCCACUUACACAAGGUGAGCCAGCUGAGCAGGGUGAACUUGAUGACCAGUGAAAACUUGUCCAUCUGUUUCUGGCCCACUCUGAUGAGACCAGACUUCUCCACUAUGGACGCCCUGACUGCCACACGCACCUACCAGACAAUCAUCGAGACCUUCAUCCACCAGUGUGCAUUCUUCUUCUACAACCAGCCCUUCCUUGACUCCCCCACCGGCCUGGCAGGCCUCCCUGCCUCACCUACCACCACCCUCACUGGGAGCUCUGCCUACUCUUGUUACCGCUCCUCUCCUCCCCACACCACCACGCACUUCAGCCCCCUGCAGCAGUCCCCACCCACCACCCCCCAGUCUCCUCUGCAGUCCCUGCUCCCUCCCCUCCACCAGCACCCCCACUCCCACCACUCCCCUGCUGAACAGGAGACACUGUGAGAGACAAUGAAACCACGUGUGCCCAUGAUGAUGCUGGACCUUAUCACCAACACACACACACACACACACACACACACACACACACACACACACACACACACACACAUACACAAAACCCAUGUGCACUUGCACACUACAUUUUUGAUCAUGGACAACCUAGAUUAUGAAGAGAGGGGAUAGGAAGUGUCUGAGAAACUUCCCCAACCUGCUAUUUGUAUCCAUACUUGUGCGCAUCAGGGUAGGCUACCGUUAUCAGUGACUCUUCCUCUGCCCUCUGAGACCCUGAUCUCCUGGAAUUUGACGUCAGGUCAGAAGUGGAGGACAGAGGGCGCUGUCACUGCAAGCCUCUCUUCUGUCAGCCACCACUUAUCCUACACUACCAAGAAAGAGAAACCUCUAUGCCAAGCUGGAAGACAUGAUUUGUGGCUACCAUGUUUUUAUCUGUGUAAAACUGUUUUAGUUUUUUUUUUUUUUCUCAUGAAAGUACUGCCACUGGAUUUAUAGACUGUUCCUCUGUAGGUCCUUUGGGCAGCAGUUUGCUCCAUAUAGCAGAGGUUCUUCUGUGUCUGCCUUUGGGGUUUCUCUCAUCGGCUCUACUUGAGGGGUCAGCAUG